AUAUGCAAAUUCAAACCUUACCAUACUGCUAAGCAAUAUUGUGCAGCACCUGACAUGUAUCUUGCAGUGUUCUUAUAUAAUUCUUGGUGUUACAGGUGUUGCUGCAUCGCUGGAGUCGAGAUGGUGAAGCAGGAUGGCCGGACCUUGCACUCUCGGGACUCUCUCAGCAGCAGCGGCACUCUGGGUCCUUGGCACUUUAUCCAGCCUUCGAGUUACGAACGGAGCUCAGAGCCUCUUCCUGACGACCAGUGCCCAGUCGUUCUCCGUGGCGACUGGUGCACAACUGCUCAAUGUGACCGGUGUACAGUCCCACUCUGUGGCAACGCCAGCAGCAUCGUUCCAGCCAACAACCAGUGCGGGAAAUGCUUCCCAGAUAACCAACGUACCCCAUGUUUCAGAAGUGGUCCCUGUCGGGGUCUCUACGAUGGAGGCCCUGCACAAUGUCUCUAUAAUGCCCAAUGUACGCAAUGUCUCUACAAUUGUCACUUUAAACAACGCCGUUACAAUAGCCUCUACGUACAAAGAUGUUACUCGCGGGAAUCAUCUGACACUUCCAUCUUUCCUGGCAACAGAUACUCAUUCAAUAGAGAAAGAAAGGCAGUCACAGUCACCUCCUUCAGAUCCUGACACUCGAAGCAAGCUGAGGAUGACAGGAAAAGUGCAUCUCGAGCCAUCCCACAAAGUCUAUAAAGAUCAUGCCUCGACUUCGAUAGAGGGAUUUCGAAAGUCUUAUUUUCUGCCUAGGGCAUUGCCUUCUGAGACUUUGAGGUCUGCUGGGAGGAAGACUAGACGGAAACCUCUUCAUGCAGAAGUAGAACCCAAGAUGCUUAUCACGACAGAUGAUGAAACUUCAAAUAGGAAAUACCCAGAAAAAAAAGUUCCAAUACCCAGGGAUUAUGAGCCUUCAUUAGGAUCAGCAUUAGUGACACGACCAUCUUCGCAUGUUUACUUGUCACUGCCGGAUGUGACGAAGUCAGUGGUUCGUCGAGAAACUGUUGGAAAUGUGGCUACAGACUCUCCCCUCCACCACAGGACUCGUCACAGCCACUCUGGAUUGCCCGCUUGGCUCAGAGAACGCCUGGAUGAGACGCCAUCAGGGAGACGGAAAAUUUUCAAGGCAAACCAGAUUGAAGAGGAAAUUGCAGAGGUGUUCAGGGAUGUGGCGUACAGAAGCUCAUCAUCCAAGGCCUACCCACCAGCCAGACGGCAAGAUGUAAUGCCAUUUUUCAUCACUCCGGGUAGCAACAGAAUUGAAAGAACGACAGUCCUCAGCAAGAGUCCACACUAUGACUAUGUAGCUGAUGGUGGUAAUGGUGACUUACUCUCUGGGAGAAGGAAUAUGUCAGUUGCUGUAUUAUCUCCAAAUACUUCAGUCCCAAUAAGAAACGAGUCUAAACGUCCACACCUUGGGCCAGGAAGGGAUGGUCGUCCACGUAGCAAUUCAGCGGGUAGGAGUGAUCAAAAAGAGAAUCCUUCAGUCCUAGAGAGAAUGCUUGAGCUUCAGGAAUAUGAUCACGAGCUAUAUGACUUGUAUGAAGGACAUUAUACAGACAUUCCUGAAAUCGAAGGUAAAUCAGAGAUAACCAGAAGAGGCAAUUCCGUGGGCAGUGGUACCGUGGGACAGGAGCUGCCCGCUGACCAGGAGAUUGAAAAAUCUAACGAGUCAAAGAACGAGACACAAACCACACAGGAGAAGGCCAGGCAAUCAGGAACUGAAUAUAAACACACGCCUCGAUUGUCUUGGUUUGAUGCUUUGCUGUGUAGCAACAGAAACCUUGCAUGGAUACUCGUCAACUUUACUCUGGGGCUCAUCCUGCUCGGCCUGAGCCUCUUAGCUGCGUACCGGCUCAUGGCACUCAAGUCCUGCACUCACUUGCUUCCUCGCACACACUUCGUCAUCAUUCAUUUGCUUGUCUUUAUUGCAGCAUUCCUUAAGGCACUAUACUUGUUCCACCUUGCUUAUGGAAGCAAGGAAAAAUUGCCUCUCGUCCUUGUACUCCUGUUAACCAAUACUGGAUUUCCUUGUUUCACUUCAUCAUUUUUAAUUAUAAUGAUAAUGAUGUUUCUGACUGCAGAUGUACAAGUUUACAAACCAAAGCUUUUUACAAUGCACAAUAUUUCUAUCUUUGUUAUAAUGAAGUUUGCUCUGUGUUUUGUUGCAGAUAUUAUUGUUGGGAGUGCACAUAGCAAGAGUGUGUUAGUGUUGUCUAGAGUUAUGUUGAUUGCUGUGACAGUAGGCAUGAUUGUAUUUUAUGCUCGAAAGUACCAAAUGGUACUUCAAGUCUCUCAAAUGUUGAAGAGAGAAUUUCAAGGGGAACUCAAGUUACUGGUGGUUCCCUCAAAGGACUUGUCGCACGAGAGACAAAUGGGCAUUAAACAAAUAUUGACAAACCGUCUUAACCUGUGGUGUCAGGUGAUGAAACUUAUAGCUACAGCUCUUGGGGUAUUGUGUCUCAUUCAUCUCUCUCACACAGUCUUUCUCAUAUGUUCACAUGUACCUGCCUGGGGGUGGUGGACAUUCCACAUUUUGGGAUGCCUGGUUGAGUCUCUGCUGUCCAUCUCCAUCUGUGUGGCUGCGGCACUAACUCAGCGGUAUGAUGACAAAAUAAGUUUCCUCCACAAUUUCUUGGUCCCAUCUAAUUUACUUGAAGGUCAGAAGGAAGACAUAGGCAAGGAGAGGAAUGGAAAUGCAGUAUUCCAAAGAGUUUCCUUCUCAAGUGGAACUGAGAGUACGCAAUAUACCUCUUGUUUUCCCGAGGCAGGAUCUAUAGGAUGUGAGCCAGCUUCAAGGACUCCAAAGGCAACAAGAAGAUGUGGUGUUACAGUGAAAAGAUCAGCCACAUUCAGCCAUGGACCUCAACACCAGCAGGCAUCGAGGGACACAUAUGGGCCUCCAAUAGCUCUUUCUCAAGUAAUCCGAGCAGGCUCAGCCUCUCAGAUUCCUUUGUACAGUCCGGGAUCUCAUAUAUCUAUUUAUGGCCCAAAUUUAGUCUCUCGGGUUCCCGUGUACAACCCUCACAGCAUUGCAUCGAUGCUUGUUCAUGAAGAUGGGUUUGUCAGGAUCAAAACUCAAUUAGACCCACAUCAGGCAAACCCACACUCGUAUAAUUCUCAGAACAGACUACAAGAUUCAAAUAUGCAAGGGUCUAAUCCUCAGAUUCAUGGCUCAUCUGUACAGCAACUUAAUGGUCUUGGAAGGCAGGAGAACUUUUAUCAAAGUCUUUCUCGCAGAAGAAACUCACAUACUUCAGACAUUCUUCAUAAUAACAUCGAUACUCCAGAGAGUGAUUAUCAUUCCUCUCCAAGCAGUAGGAGGAGUUAUCUAUACUCUCCAAAUCUUUCGCCACCAGUUACAGAAGGGAGAACAGAACCAGACUAUCGUUCUCUUUCUAGAACGAGAAGCUUAAGAGACCCCACUGUCCAACAUCUCAACAACAUUGACAGGCAGGGAAAUUAUUACUACAGCCUACAGAGGAAGAGGGGAAAGAGUGGUGGGCGAGACCACCAACUCCAUCAUAUGAACAAUCUGGAUCGAGCCGACAACACGUACAAUAGCCUCACAAGACGACAGGUGUCUCAGGAAGAUAACAACUACCCAAGAGAGGAGGGGGACUACCACUGUGUGCCUGCUGCUAGGAGGAGUUUACGUGCGCCAAAGCUGCCACCAUUAAAUCUACACGAGGAUCAGGGCACAAACUAUCGGCUGCCUCCACAGUGCGGCAGUCCAUCAACUCGACAUAAAAUUUCCAACUUUCCUGCAUCCCCCACUGUGUCAACCAUCCACAACACCUACCUGAGUGGUUCACCUGGGAGCUCAAGGAGAGAGGCACACUUCCCCAAGCCCUUUGUGCGCCUAGGGAGCAAUGUAAGCCUUCAGAGUGAGGACUGCUACUACACGGACUACCUCCCUAGAGGCCAUCCCGUGAGGCGCAACCACUCCUCGGCUGGAUACUUUCCCUCCAGGAAUAUGGCACCUCCAAGUCCCAGUCUGACAGAUGCCCUGAGGUAUGGAUCUCUCAGGGUCGGGGCCUCCAAGAAGCGUCAGCCUGGGUACGUACUCAAUACCAAUACCAACAAGCUGUUCGAGCAGUGCCGUGACAGGUAUCCAAGGAAUGCUGACAAAGAGGGAUAUUCAAGGGAUUUCAAAAACAGUUCUCACGAAAAUACUAACGUAAAUGGACCUUCAGGCAGAAGACCACUAGAGACCCUCAGCUCAAAACAAGAAGCAUAUGAGAGAGAGGGUCCUAGUAGACAUAGUGAGAACAGAGGGGAGGAAAGUGACAGUACUGAUCAAGAUUGGGCAUUAGAGCUAAUCAAGAGCAGCACUAUUUUGACAGACUUUUACUCCCUCGAGAACCCAGAGGAAGCAGAAGAAGACAAGAUGUCAGAGGCAGAGAAGGUGUCCGAUAACCCAGAAAAUAGAUAAUAUAAAUUGUGCAAUUCAAUGUUUUCAAAGAGUUGGCAUAGAUUCCAAACCUAAUGUCCAGACAAAAGUUUUAACUACACUUAACUGUGAAAAAAUACAUGAUAUUUUAAUAUAAAUAUAUAAAUAAAGCAGUGCGUAGUGAGGCCCUCCUGAAGUGAAUCUCUACCGAGGACCAAAAUUAUGAAGCUUAUUUUUCUGGUGAUUUUCCUGAAUAGCGUCUUUAUUUUUGGCAUACUGCAUGCACUUUGUUGUGCCCUUAGGAGCUUGGUGACCAACCCAGCUUCCCCAAAAUGGUGGUACUCAUAGCUGCUAUAUAUAUAUGGUACCUACAGGAACUAUGGAUGGUACUUAUUGCUACCUAUGGGUGAUACCUAUAGCUACUUUUGAAUGGAAUGAAUAAAAUAUGGACCAUUGUACCAAAAAAUAAGUCCGUAUUAUGCACUAUAAAAUUAUAGAGGGUAAAAACUGAAACAUCUCAACUCUUUGUCAACUUCCCUGCACACUUUUUGUACCAAAGCAAUUUCUAUUACUUGUAUAUUCUAAUCAAUUAUAUUUCCUAGUCAGUAAAACAUUGUAUUAGUUA
Messenger RNA from Procambarus clarkii (red swamp crayfish), 5009 nucleotides. NCBI's taxonomy places the organism in Eukaryota, Metazoa, Arthropoda, Malacostraca, Decapoda, Cambaridae. The record is from RefSeq and is a predicted model, not a curated record.